GGAAUGAGUAAUGUGGAAGGAAAUGUUAGGAAGAAAUGAAUGAAAAUGGUAUAAAUAAGAGAGAGAGAGGGAAAGUGGGGUCCCAAAUGGUGCAGUGCAGAGCAAAGAAAACAAAGGCCAAACCUACAUAACAGAAGAGAAGAGAAGAUAAUAGGAAGACACAAACCUUAAAAUAUUUUGCCUUCUCUCAUUCUCAUUCAAGACAACAGAGGAGCACGCCCAAUAAACCAUGGACGUGGGUCAGAUGCAGAGACAGUGGAUCGACUACGCCAAAUCCCUUUUCCUCGAGGGGUUCUUGGAUGGUCAGUUUCUGCAACUUCAGCAGCUCCAAGACGAGAACAACCCUGACUUUGUCGUCGAAGUCGUCUCUCUCUUCUUCGAAGAUUCUGAAAGGCUUCUCAAAGAUCUCACCUUUGCCCUAGAUCAGAAUGGCGUUGACUUCAAAAAGGUUGAUGCCCAUGUUCACCAGUUAAAGGGUAGCAGUUCAAGCAUAGGUGCACAAAGGGUGAAAAAUGCCUGCAUUGCUUUCCGCAACUUCUGUGAGGAGCAGAACACUGAUGCGUGUCUCAGAUGUCUGCAACAAGUGAAGCAAGAGUACUGCCUUGUCAAAAAUAAGCUUGAAACACUAUUCAGGCUUGAGCAACAGAUUGUGGCAGCUGGUGGGUCAAUUCCUACGGAACUGAGUUUCAGUGGAUGACUGGGUGGGUUUGUAGAGAUGAUUGUGUUAUGAUUCUCAUCUUUGUUAAAGAUUAUCCUUUAUCUUAUGUCCAUGGUGAAUGUAUGGUUUUUGUGAAGAUAUAAGAUUCCAUCCAAUGUAUCUUCUUUUUCACCAAAACUCUCUUCAUAAUUUAUAAUCUAUUGCAUGCUUUAUUGAA
This is a messenger RNA of Vigna radiata var. radiata (mung bean), 875 nucleotides long. Its product is annotated as histidine-containing phosphotransfer protein 1. Lineage: Eukaryota; Viridiplantae; Streptophyta; Magnoliopsida; Fabales; Fabaceae. Bases 230 to 697 code for a protein of 155 amino acids. The transcript has 7 exons. Gene Ontology annotation, cellular component: cytoplasm; nucleus. The record is from RefSeq and is a predicted model, not a curated record. Gene Ontology annotation, biological process: cytokinin-activated signaling pathway; phosphorelay signal transduction system; phosphorylation. Gene Ontology annotation, molecular function: protein histidine kinase binding; histidine phosphotransfer kinase activity.